AUGGCCCUGAAAAAAGAUUGGAAUGCUUGGAAGAAGUUGAUGGAUUCUAGCAGAGGGGUGUCAGGGAUUGGUUUUGCUAGCGAAACUGGUAUGUUUCAGGUAUCGGAUGAGUGGUGGGACAAGAUUGAAUCGACAAACAAGGUGUGUGCCAAGUUCAGGAAAAAAACAUUGGAACAUCGAGAGUUGAAGGAAACGAUAUUUAUAGGGGCAACAGCUGCUGGUAAGCACCAUUGGACCUCGAGAGAAAAAGUUACUGAAGCGACCGACGUCUCAUCUGAUUCUGUGAACAAUCUCGGAGCCCAGCCAUUUGUUGAUUCGAUACCUGCACGAGCAGAGGACAUCGAUUCAGAUUCUUCAAUUGAACCUGUUCCGACUGGUAACGAGAAAAGGAAACGGAUUCCAUCAACAAGCUGUGGAAAGUCGAAGAAGGUCACAACUGGGGCCUCAGUUAUUGUGGAAAGCAUGAACAAUCUGACAAAUGUGGUUCGUACCUAG
Camellia sinensis is the source of this 495-nucleotide messenger RNA. The record is from RefSeq and is a predicted model, not a curated record. Lineage: Eukaryota; Viridiplantae; Streptophyta; Magnoliopsida; Ericales; Theaceae.